UUCCUAUACCUAUGCUAUUUGAAGCAAGUAGGCAGGUCUAAGAAGGUAUGCUGGGGCAUAAGAAAGAACCAUCCAUCCAUCCAAUACCUUCAAAGUUUUCAAAUGGAACUUGAACUGAAUUUCAAAGUCAUACCUUUCACCAAAUCGGAGGCAUUGGGUUCACUAUAAAUACUCCACUUCCAUGCAUUCCCAACUUAAUUAAUUACCUUUCCUCAAUCCUUCUUUCCUUAAUUAGCUUCCUUCAAUGGCAGUUCUUCAUCAGUGUCUUCUUGCAGUUCUUAUUGGGACUUUCCUUGUGAUUCAAUCUCCAGGAGACGCUGCAACGUGUAGUGAUUGUUUCAUUCAGUCUCAAGCAACGUACUAUCCAAAUUCUGAUGACAAUGGCACAGAUAGUGGGCACUGUGGAUUUGGUACAUUUGGAGCAACAAUGAAUGGUGGAGAUGUAUCAGCAGCAUCAAAUCUUUACCGUGAUGGCCUAGGAUGUGGUGCUUGCUACCAGGUGAGAUGCACCAACAGCUUGUAUUGUUCUGAUAAAGGCGUGACAGCAGUAAUAACUGACAGUGGAGGAAGUGGUGGUGACUUCAUUCUAAGCAGCGGCGCCUUUGGUCGGAUGGCUCAGACAAAAGACGCUGCUCGGUCUCUAUUAUCACAAGGAGUUGUUGACAUUGAAUAUAGAAGGGUUCCCUGCAGCUAUCCAGGCAAAAAUAUAACAUUGAAGAUACAUGAUAAAAGUGGGAACCCUCAUUACCUAGCUUUUGUAAUAAUGUAUGAGCAAGGACAAAAGGAUAUUACUGCAGUACUACUGUGUGAGACACAAAACUUGCAGUGCAAGUUAAUGGAUCGGACAUAUGGAUCAGUGUGGACAACCAACUCACCCCCAAGUGGAGCCUUGCAAGUAAGGAUGCUAUUUAGUGGUGAGGAUGGAGAUGAUGAGACAUGGGUAGUUGCUCCAAACAACAUUCCAGAAAACUGGAAGCCUGGUGACACAUAUGAUUCAGGAGUGCAAGUUUAAUUAACUAACAAAAUCUCCAGACUUAAGCGGUGUUUGACAAGUCCAGACUUAAGCGGUGUUUGACAAAUGGUUGUUGGCUAAUAGCUUAAUUUUGUUCUUUAAUUGCAUUUCAUUUAUAUUAUAUUGUCAUCAUUAAAUAAAGCUCAUUGGCUAUGUGUAGUGUAAGUUCUAAAUUUCCAUCACUAUCAGUUCAUCAUUUUUUUUUUGUUUCUCUAAAUGUUGUAGGGUAGGCUAUGCUAGGUAGGAAGUACUUUAUUAUAAUUGUUGUAUACGAGAAUGGUUGGCAAAUUAAUUAAAGAUUUAUUA
Ipomoea nil (Japanese morning glory) is the source of this 1318-nucleotide messenger RNA. Its product is annotated as expansin-like B1. The transcript is spliced from 5 exons. Bases 245 to 1012 code for a protein of 255 amino acids. NCBI's taxonomy places the organism in Eukaryota, Viridiplantae, Streptophyta, Magnoliopsida, Solanales, Convolvulaceae. The record is from RefSeq and is a predicted model, not a curated record. Gene Ontology annotation, cellular component: extracellular region.